Molecule: messenger RNA, 709 nt
Organism: Anopheles stephensi (Asian malaria mosquito)
Lineage: Eukaryota; Metazoa; Arthropoda; Insecta; Diptera; Culicidae
Gene: Taf13
Product: transcription initiation factor TFIID subunit 13
Exons: 2
Coding region: 205-606 (133 amino acids)
Biological process (GO): transcription by RNA polymerase II
Cellular component (GO): transcription factor TFIID complex
Molecular function (GO): protein heterodimerization activity
Source: RefSeq, a predicted model, not a curated record
UGAAUCGAUUCACGUACGCAACCACAUCAUCUUGAAGCUGUCAAAACAAGCACACAGAGAGAGCUGUCAAACAUCUACAGACGCAAUCGCAUCAUUGUAAAGGCUUUGUUUUUACUUUUUAUCAAGUUAUAAAUAAAACGAUAUUUUAUACUGCACAACAACUAACCAUUCCUGCGUCCAGAUUGUGUGUAAAGAGUUUCGAGCAUGGCCGCUAAUCCACCGGAAGAAGGGUUCGACCAAGCAGAGUUCGAGGAUGACGAGCUUGGUGAGGUACAGAUCGAAACCUCAUCCGGCCGCAAGCGUCUGUUUAGCAAGGAGUUGCGCUGCAUGAUGUACGGUUUCGGGGACGAUCAGAACCCGUACACGGAAAGCGUCGAUCUGCUGGAAGAUUUGGUGGUCGAAUUCAUCACCGAGAUGACGCACCGAGCGAUGGAAAUAGGACGCACUGGACGCGUACAGGUAGAGGACAUUGUGUUUCUGGUACGCAAAAACUCUCGUAAAUAUGCUCGCGUGAAGGAUCUGCUAACGAUGAACGAAGAGCUGAAACGGGCACGAAAGGCCUUCGACGAGGUGAAGUAUGUCGGUGCGGAAGCAAAAAUUAAGUAGCUGUAAUUGUAGGCACUCCAGUAUGAAGACUGUAUUAACAACGACAAAAUAAAACAAACACAGAUGGCAUGUCCUUAACUUUGUUCUUCUGUGAGCACGGGAA